Effrenium voratum is the source of this 4410-nucleotide messenger RNA. Lineage: Eukaryota; Dinophyceae; Suessiales; Symbiodiniaceae. The record is from the annotation of a GenBank genome assembly.
AUGAAUGCCACCUCGGUGGCGGGGGCCAGCUCAGCAGUCCCGGAGCGUGUUGGCAAGGAAGUCUCCCACGAGAUUUUGGACCUCACCGCGGCCAGCGAUCUUUGCCGGAUGAUGUGCAGCCAGCUGGGCAGCUGCGUGGGCUUCACGUUCUUCGACCACGUGGGUGGUGACCGGAACGUGGCGCAGUGCUGCUUCCUGCGCCGGGCCACCAGGUGGCAGCCCAACUUCCGACGGGCCAGCUGCCAUUUGGCGCGAGGCCUUGAGACGAGGAAGGGUUGCUUUUGUCAGGUGGGCUGGGAGAUCGCAGAGGGCGACAGCAGCGCCCUUUGCAGGGCACAGCGGAGGGGUUGCUGCACCACCCCGGACAACGGCGCACGUUCUUGGUGCCCCACAACCUCCCCGACCUGCGGCACGCAGCUGCAGAACCAGCUGCACUGGGACGCAUGCGACCCCACGGGAGUAGCGGCAGUGUAUGAACACACCUGCCGCACGCACCCACAGAUGAAAGAGAGGAACUGUGCUUCUGCACGGGGCAAUUCUGAGUGCAAUCAAAUUGCUACUGUGCUGGGGCUUCCUGACACAACGCCAUCCCUCACGUUGGCUAUGGACAUGCCUUCCGGCUGUGUUUGGCAGAAGGCUACAUCUCAGUUGUGGCUAAAUCAGCUGGUGGAUGCAGUCAAUGCGUCAGAUCCAAGCAAGAAGGUUGCCAUGAGCGCUUCUGAAGCUACGGCGGAGCUUUGCUCCUGUCCGCCGUCUGUAGACUUCCACUGGGAGGCGGAGGAGUGGAGGCCUUGCUAUGGCAUCGUUGGCGCAGAAUGUCAUGGCGCCAGACAGCGCACGAGACUGGUUUUCUGUGUUCAGUCUGACAUGGACGCGGAAUCGGGAAGGUACCAGGUGGUGCCAAGCUCGCUUUGUUCUGGGCAGCGCCCAGCCACUGUGGAAGCUUGCAGCGGCUGUGACCGCAUGGUGCUGGCAGCAGUGGCCCAGUUCAACCUCCUGCAGCCUGUGCCAGGUCUCGAGGAGAGUGCGUUUGCACAGUCGUGCCUCAAGAACCUUGCGCUCGCCGCGGGGCUCACUGAGCAGGACCGGAUGAGCGUUGGAAAGGUGGAGUGCUGCAACGGCGCCGCCUUGGAGGCGGAAAUUCUGGUCACGGAUGGAGACUCAGGUGAGAGGUCGGCAGCCGAUACCGUCGACCAACUGAUGCAGAUCUCCCGGUCUGCCACCUACCGCAGCCAGGUGGCUUGGGAAAAUGGCUUUGGAAGCCUUAUGCAGUUCUUCUCCCUCCGAAUCAUGGGCAGCUAUUCUUGGGACAUCAGUGAUUCCUGGGGGCCCUGUAGUCAGCUGUGUGGAGGCGGCUUUCAAAGCCGAGAGGUGUGGUGCUCCUGGACCGGCUACGAGUCACAAACGUACCAAGUUGGGGACAUGCAUUGCGACGCUGGGUCACGGCCAGCGGACCAGCGGGCAUGUGCCAGCCGUCCGUGCAGCAGCUGCGCCCCCUUCCAAGUAGGUCCUCAAUAUGUCGUCUCUGGCGGCGACAAAGAGAUGUCGCACGAGAACAAGGUUUAUGUCACCUGCGCUGCUGGCUACGGAACUGUGGAUGAUGUGAGGCUGGUUGAGUCGCAGUGCCAGGACGGGGAGUGGACGCCCCUGGCUGUGUCCUGUGGCAAGAGCUGCCCUGCCUUCGUGGCAGCCUCCUGGAAGUAUGAAGUCCACGGAUCGGGCAACCAGCACGGAUCCACGCGACAGGUUACCUGCAAGCGCAGUGAGACGGACCAAAACUCAGUGGAGGCACCGGCGUCGGCGUCAGUGAUAUGCCAGGACGGGAGCUGGACCACACCCUCCUUGGUGUGCACUGGCGACUGCCUGACCCCAGAGUUGAGCAGCGCCUAUGCGGUGAGCCAAAUCAAUGGCACCAGCGGGGACAACAUUGUACAGCGGGGGUCGGUGUGGCACAUCACCUGUGCCCCAGGCUUUGCUUCCUCCGGGAAGCAGCCGGUGAAGCUUGAAUGUGUGGAAGGAAGCUGGAGCGGACUCCUGGACAUCCCAGAUUGCAAAGCCGACUGCCCGCGGUACAGACUGUCAGAAGGCUACGAGGUGGUGGGUGACGCGGACUUGCACAGCAUAAUCAGCUUUGGACAGGACACGAGCUCCGACAGUGGUGGAGGUGGAGAUCGGCUUCGGCGCAUGCAGCUCAAUGUGACUGGUGUGGUGCAUGGCACCUCAAUCGGAAUCCGAUGCGUGGAUGGCUACGGACGCGUUCCUGGAGCCGUUGAAAGGCUUGAAUGUUUCGAUGGGCAAUGGAGCUCGCUGUCGCUCUUCUGCGCCAAAGACUGCAAGCCAUUCAAUGCCACCAGCCUGGAGUUGUCCCGCUUCCGCGUCAUCAUGGACAUGUCGCGGCCCAACGGAGAGGGUGAGCCAUCGCCCUCCUCCGGAGAGCCUGAUGCACCACACGGCAGCAAGAUCAUUAUUGGGUGCAAGCUUGACGAGGCGGCAGAUCCCGGCGAGCGUGCCAUGAAACGUGGAGAGGUGACCUGUGACAACGGUCGGUGGAUUCCAUCCGAGCUACGCUGUUUCAGUGAUUGCGAAGCCUUCCUCCCCGGGCCGGAGUAUUCUGUGAUUAUACCAGGAGCUCUGGCCCCACAAGGAAACCGCAGCGUACCUCAUGGUACUCAGCUUCUGGCAACCUGCGCGCGAGGCUUCUCUGCGCUUCCGCUUCUGAGCCCGAAUGCCUCCCAUGAAGGCUGGAGCUCGGGCACUGAAAGACGAGUGACCCCAAAUGAUUUGAUUGUGGAGUCGGAGUGCGUCGAUGGAAUUUGGACAGAUCUGGAUUUGAAGUGCUUUGCAGACUGCCCCAGCUGGCCGUUGCACCAGCACCUGGUGGUGGACAGCGGUGGGGGUCUGCGGGCGGGUUCGCUGCUGCGCCUCUCCUGCGGCCAAGACACGAAGACCAUCCGCUGCGGCACCCAUGGGAUCUGGGAGCUGCUGCUGCCGGCGGACAGCGAUGCUGACAGUAUGAAGUUCCAGGUGGGCCCGCCUUUGAACCUGGAGAACUUCACCUCCAUUUGCCCGCACGUCAGCCUGGACUCCCGGGGGGCCUUCAUGAACCUCACCUUCUGGGCCAAGCUCUCGGACGACGAGCGGGCGAUGUUUAUGAUUCUGGCGCUGGGAUGCUUCGGCUCCCUUUGCGGGCUGGCUUGCACCUAUUUCCUGGCGCCCUCUGCACCUGAGAGCGACGAAGAGGAAGAACCCGAGGUCGAGGCGCAGGAGGAGGAUUCCGCCAACCCCGGCCUGCGCCGCUUCAAUUUGCUCACCGGCGAGCUGGAGACGAGCGGCCAGGGGAAUGCAGGCCCAUCAGGUCCCGCGCGUGGCUUUCACGCAGAGGGCUCGGAGGGUGCAUCCUGUCCCCUUUGCGGCCAAUUUGCGUUCUGCAUCAUCGACGCCAAGCCCUCCAAAGUCUUCGAUGUCCCUGGGCCUUUGGAUAUGGCCAUGACCGCUGCAGCCGCGGCGGCUUCUUCGCUCCGGCCAUUCGCCACAAGCACCGAGUUCGAAAAGCAGCUGAUGCCAGAGGACAUUCUGCACCUCCGGGCCAUGUCCAUGACCAUCAUGCAGGAUCCAGUGUGCGAGCUGCGUCCAGAAGAGGCACAGCGCUACGUGGUCGAUCAUGAAGACGAGAUUGGCGAUUUGCCUGUAUGGCAUCCUCGGAGGUUGGCACAUCAAGUGUUUGAUCCCUUCCGAUCGAGGAAACUCGCAGUCGCCAGAUAUCACAAGCUGAUUUUGGAGCGGCUUGACAACGAACCACUCCUUGCAGCUUUUGGCAUUGAUGCUGGCUUCAACAUGCAGGCAUACUUUAUGAUUCUGCAUGCGUGGCUGCUGCACCAGCGGCUCGUCCUUGAGGGCUCUCAGGCAAAGAAGCUGGACGAGGAAUUGUUCGAGCAUUGCUGGAAUCUCACCAGGUCAUGGCUAGUCCUCAAGAGGGUGCCUGAGUAUAGAUUCGAUGCGGAGCUGCAGAAUGUGCAAGAGUACAUGCUGGGUGCCUGCAUUGCCAUGGACAAAGCUCUUGAGAGGCCGGAUGUCCUGCCAGCGCGCGUUCAGCAAUGCCUUUGGGCUAACAUGUACUCUGGGUCGGUCAAGAAAGACCACCGGGGCUUGACGCGCCUGACCAAGUACCUGCUUCGACAGCUAGGGCUGAUGCUCCAAUUGGAUGCAGACCGCUUCCUCACAGGCCAAUUCAUUUGGGCAGAUUUUCCAGUCAGCGAUCGUCCUCGCAAGCCCUUGAAAUUGCCGGAGUGGCGGGAAAAGUUCCGAACCGAGCUGGAGGACAACUUGGGCAAGCUGGAUCUUGAAACUAUCGGUUCACAGCCACGCUCAAUUGGUGAGAGGGAACAAAAGAAGCCUUCUCUUAGGUCGUAG